Messenger RNA from Malus domestica (apple), 1352 nucleotides. RefSeq names its product probable phytol kinase 1, chloroplastic. Gene Ontology annotation, cellular component: chloroplast. Gene Ontology annotation, biological process: vitamin E biosynthetic process. The record is from RefSeq and is a predicted model, not a curated record. Lineage: Eukaryota; Viridiplantae; Streptophyta; Magnoliopsida; Rosales; Rosaceae. Gene Ontology annotation, molecular function: phytol kinase activity.
AGCUUAAUUAAUGCAACACUCCACACUGAAUUCUCACUUCUCUCUCUUUAAGUUCUCAACAAUUAGUCAGCCAGUCUCACUAUCCAGAUUCCAAAUCGACCGAUCCAGUUUAAUGACGAAUGUCUUAUCCUUCACCCCAACAACUCCUCUUCUCCGCCACCUCUCCGUUUUCUCUAUCCUGCGCCGUCGCCACAACCCCACCACCCUCAAGUCCCCACCACAUACCCUCUCACAGUCACCUCUCCGCUGUGCGCCGCACCCUCCCCCACGCCCCUCCCGCUCCGCUUCCGCUCUACCCGCCCCCGCCGAUGGCCUCAUGCAGGACGCCGGAGCCACCGCCGUCGUACUCGCCGGCGCCUACGGCCUCGUCCUCUGCUUCGAUAAUCUCACGCAGCGAAAUCUUCUCCGACAGAAUUUAAGCAGAAAAUUGGUGCAUAUAUUAUCUGGGAUAUUCUUCAUGCUUUCCUGGCCAAUUUUCAGCACCUCAACCGAUGCUCGUUACUUUGCCUCUGUGGUUCCCCUUGUCAAUUGCUUGAGGCUUCUUCUUCACGGCUUCUCCUUGGUCACCAAUGAAGGACUCGUCAAAUCUGUCACGAGAGAAGGAAAUCCAAAGGAGUUGCUUCGAGGUCCUUUGUAUUACGUUCUCAUAUUGAUCUUAUGUGCUCUUGUGUUUUGGCGCGAGUCUCCCGUUGGACUGAUCUCCUUGGCAAUGAUGUGCGGCGGGGAUGGUGUUGCUGAUAUCAUGGGGAGAAAGUUUGGGUCGAUAAAGAUCCCUUAUAAUCCAAAAAAGAGUUGGGCUGGUAGCAUAUCGAUGUUUCUUUUUGGGUUCUUGAUUUCCAUGGGGAUGCUCUAUUAUUACUCCUUUCUGGGAUAUUUCGAACUGAAUUGGAUCCAGACAGCUGAAAAGGUAGCGUUCGUUGCUUUGGUGGCAACACUUGUGGAGUCCCUCCCAAUUACAGAGGUAUUAGAUGACAACGUAUCUGUUCCAUUGGCAAGCAUGGCGGCUGCAUAUUUGAGUUUCUCUUUGUAGCUUUGUUUCUUCUACUCCAAUUCAUCUCCCAAAUUCCAUAUCGUCUGGUUCGAUGAUUCAUUCCUUACUAUCAGGGUGCCAGGGCGACCGUCCGGGACCUCAAAAAAUCGGGGGCACCCAAAUUAUUAGGGUAGUGUAUUCAUAUAUGUUUCUGAAAGCGUGUAAAUUAAAAAAAAAAAUUGGUUAAUUCAUCAAGUAGGUUAGCUGUUUUGUUCGAACUAUUCUCUGUACCUUUUUCUUUCUAUUUUUACUUAUUUUUGUUUGAUUGUUAAUUUCUUUUCCAUCUUAUAAUUUGGUUAAUUCAACAAGAGGGUUAACUAGA